Molecule: messenger RNA, 740 nt
Organism: Rhodamnia argentea
Lineage: Eukaryota; Viridiplantae; Streptophyta; Magnoliopsida; Myrtales; Myrtaceae
Product: histone H2B-like
Exons: 1
Coding region: 104-538 (144 amino acids)
Biological process (GO): nucleosome assembly
Cellular component (GO): nucleosome
Molecular function (GO): protein heterodimerization activity; DNA binding; structural constituent of chromatin
Source: RefSeq, a predicted model, not a curated record
AUUCUUUUCUCAUCUCAAGGUUACCCGCACCCACACGCUUCGAUCGACUUCGCUACCAUCUCCUCAAGUUUCUCUUCCAGAAUUCGAUACCUGCUAGUGCCCGAUGGCCCCGAAGGCGGAGAAGAAGCCCGCUGAGAAGAAGCCGGCGGAGGAGAAGAAGUCGGCGGCGGCCGAGAAGGGACCGGCGGAGAAGAAGCCCAAGGCCGGGAAGAAGCUCCCCAAGGAAGGCGGCGCGGACAGGAAGAAGAGGGUGAAGAAGAGCGUGGAGACGUACAAGAUCUACAUUUUUAAGGUGCUGAAGCAGGUCCACCCGGACAUCGGCAUCUCCAGCAAGGCCAUGGGCAUCAUGAACAGCUUCAUCAACGAUAUAUUCGAGAAGCUCGCUCAGGAGGCCUCCAGGCUCGCGAGGUACAACAAGAAGCCGACGAUAACGUCCCGGGAGAUUCAGACCGCCGUCCGGCUCGUGCUCCCCGGUGAGCUCGCCAAGCACGCCGUCUCCGAGGGAACCAAGGCCGUGACCAAGUUCACAAGCUCUUGAGCGAGGAGAGUAAGUUCCGUGCGAUGGAUCGUCCGGUGGAUUGUGGCGGCGUUUGGUAGAUAGGCUUAAUUUUUAGCUGAUUAGGGUUCCGAAUUUAGUCUGUUUUCUUUUUCUUUUUUAUUUUUUUGCAUUUUUCGUUUUUAUAAAGUGUCAUAUGAAUGGAUCCUGUUGGGAAUGACUCAUGAACUAUUGGUCGAUGAUA